CUGGGCGCAGACAGAAGAGCCUGGAGACAGAGGAAACCUGAACUUUCUUCCUUCUAACUGCCCUCCACCCGCUCCCACCAUGAAGAAGGAAAUAUUAACCCUGGCCUUUGCUCGAUCUGUCUUCGUUGAGUUUAUCUGCACGCUCAUCUUCGUCUUCAUCGGCCUCGGCUCAGCCCUGAAGUGGCCAUCAGCCCUCCCCAGCAUCCUUCAGAUUUCACUGGCGUUCGGCCUGGCCAUCGGCACGCUGGUGCAGGCGUUUGGCCACAUCAGCGGCGCCCACAUCAACCCGGCGGUGACCAUCGCCUUCUUCGUCGGGAACCAGAUCUCCUUCCUCCGCACGCCCUUCUACGUGAUCGCCCAGCGGGGCGGGGCCAUCGCCGGGGCCGGCAUCCUCUAUGGCGUGACGCCGGUCAACACCCGCGGCAACCUGGCCAUCAACGCGCUCAACAACAACACGACCCCGGGCCAGGCCCUCGUGGUGGAGAUCAUCCUCACCUUCCAGCUGGCCGCGUGCAUCUUUGCAUCCACGGACAACCGGAGGAACGGCAACGUGGGCUCCCCAGCACUGUCCAUCGGCCUCUCCGUCGCCGUAGGCCACUUGGUGGGGGGGAGUAUCUACUUCACCGGCUGCUCCAUGAAUCCAGCCCGGUCCUUUGGGCCCGCGGUCAUCGUGAGGAGGUUCAGCCCGGCACAUUGGGUGUUCUGGGUUGGACCCAUCCUCGGGGCUUGCUUAGCUGCUCUGCUCUACUUCUACAUCCUCGUCCCCUACUGCAUGAACAUGUCAGAUAGGGUUGCCAUCGUCAAGGGCACCUACGAGUCAGAGGAAGAGUGGGAAGAGCAGAGAGAAGAGAGGAAGAAGUCCAUGGAGUUGACCCCACCGUAG
This is a messenger RNA of Fulmarus glacialis (Northern fulmar), 883 nucleotides long. Its product is annotated as aquaporin-5-like. NCBI's taxonomy places the organism in Eukaryota, Metazoa, Chordata, Aves, Procellariiformes, Procellariidae. Gene Ontology annotation, cellular component: apical plasma membrane; plasma membrane. The coding region runs from base 80 to 883 and encodes 267 amino acids. Gene Ontology annotation, biological process: transmembrane transport. Gene Ontology annotation, molecular function: water channel activity. The transcript is spliced from 4 exons. The record is from RefSeq and is a predicted model, not a curated record.